This is a messenger RNA of Saprolegnia parasitica CBS 223.65, 660 nucleotides long. RefSeq lists its product as hypothetical. Gene Ontology annotation, molecular function: actin binding. The coding region runs from base 1 to 660 and encodes 219 amino acids. Gene Ontology annotation, biological process: cytoskeleton organization. The record is from RefSeq and is a predicted model, not a curated record. The transcript is spliced from 2 exons. Lineage: Eukaryota; Oomycota; Saprolegniomycetes; Saprolegniales; Saprolegniaceae.
AUGCUCGCCACCAACACGCUCUUGGCGUCGAUGCAGCGCCGCCCGGCGCCGGUGACGUUUGCAAAUGCGUCCGACGCGGUGCUGCGUGUGCCGCCACGGACCAGCGGCGUCUUUGCCUCGAACGUCGCGCGCUGCUCGCUGACCAUGGACGAGAAAGUGACGCAAGUCACGGUGACCGCAUCGAAGGAGAUUGACAUUGCCUUUGUGUCGGUCAUCUCGAGCCUCGAGCUCGUCCGCUGCCGCGGCGUCCGCGUUGCGUUUACGGGCACCUGCCGCACCAUCGUGGUCGAUGCGUGCGACAAUGUGGAGCUCACCGUGCCGACGCAGUCGCCGACCGUGCUGCACCCGGAAGAGUUUGACGUGCCGCGGCGGCACGCCAAGAAUUACAAGGUCUUCUACCGCCUCUGGUUCAGCCUCGUCGCCACGACGCUGCACUACAUCUGGACCAACCGCAACAAGAUCAAGUUCGAAGCCAAGACGCCCUUUGUCAUGCCGGUCGCCGGCAACGAGACCCGCGAGUUGUGGCUCUCGUGUGUCCGCGCAUGGCCGCGCAACGACCCCAAGGCACCUCGCGACCGCAUCGACGCCGCCCUUCAAGAUAUCGGCCUCGACCCGCUCUCCCACGGACGCCAACGGCGGCCUGCACUCCGACGCCCGUGA